AGGGCUGCAGCCAUGGAUCUCCUUCAGCGCUUGGACGCGCAGGUCCUAAGCCGCACCUUGUCCUGGCUGCCCCAGCGACAGGCGUUGCAGUUGAUGAUCUUAGCCUCCGACUGGGUGAAGCUCGUUGCAGCGCAUUUGAGGCGUUUAGUCAUCGCGUCAGAUUUACCCUUGGGCCUUGUGACGCGAGCUGCACCUUGGUGUCAGCGCCUCGUGGAGCUGCAGUUCCAGGCCUGCCAGGGGGACACGGAGAAGUUCUGGGCGACGACAGCGCGAUGUGUGGAGCUACUGCGGGGGGCACCAGUGAAGCAGCUGGGGGUGAAGGGAAGAUAUGUGGAGAAAUGCCGCCAGGAUUGCCAGGAUGGGACCCUCCAGGAUGCUCAAAACUUGGAGGCCUCCCCCAUUUUUAAAGCACUGGCAACACACGCGAGCCAUUGGGAUGUGGAAACCUUCUCUGUGGAGUUGGUGCCCCUGGCAGAUGUCAUGCAGCCAAUGGGAUGCUUUCUGGAAGGAGCAACAGGGCUGUCAUCACUGAUGCUCAGGCAAUGUGGUCUCACUGGCCCGGGCGCAGCACCUCUGAAAUUCCUUUGUGAGACACUGGUAUCCCUUCCAUUCAAGAAUUUGUUGACCCUGGAUCUCUCCAUGAACGCGCUGUGCCUGGAAGGUGCCAACUUCUUAGGAGAAUUUUUGCAGUGUACGCCCCAGUUGCAGACGCUUUUGCUUGGAGGAAAUGGACUGGGACCAGCAGGUUUGGCGGCCCUGGUGCGUUCCCUGUCACAGCUGCCUUUGAGUACUUUGGACCUCUCACUGAAUGGCUUGGGAACCACGGGAGUUGAAACCUUGCUGCCAGCAGGGCUGCAGCUUCAGUCCCUGAAUCUGCGUGGGAAUUGGUUUGGUUCCAGCCAUUCAGAGAUCAUCGUGCACCUUUUGCAGUCAAUGAGUGCAACGCUGGUCAAGUUGGACAUCUCGCAAAACAAACUCGGGCCUCAUGGUGUUGGAGAGAUUGUGCGCAAUCUGCCGCCUCUUCCAAAGCUUCGCGCGCUGAUCCUUGCAGAAAAUCAGUUUGCGACGGCAGACUUUUUGCCGGAGGCCUUCGGACAUUUGUCAGAGAUGGCACCUCAACUGGAAGAAUUAGAUCUCACUGCCAAUCAGCUUGGCAGUCACCGACCCACAGUAGGUGCCCUUUGUAAGCAGCUACCGGGCUCCCUUCGGGCUUUGUGGCUGGGAGCCUCUUCAUUGAAAGGUGAAAAUCUUCAAGCGGUGCUGCAGAACUUGGACUUGCCGCUACUUCAGCGCUUGAGCCUGGUGCAAGCCAUGAUGGACGAUCAGAGUCUUCAGCUGUUUUCUGGCUGGUGGGUGAAGGAUCCAUUACCGCAACUGCAGUUCCUCGACAUCAGUGGCAACUUUGUGAGUGGUGCUGCCAUUGCACGCUUGAAGCUGGACCUGCACCGGAACAAAGCCUUUCGGCAACUGAAAGGACGCGGCCGCACGCACCCGCUGAAAUCCUAUCCUCAUCAUUCUUGAAAA
This is a messenger RNA of Cladocopium goreaui, 1524 nucleotides long. NCBI's taxonomy places the organism in Eukaryota, Dinophyceae, Suessiales, Symbiodiniaceae. The record is from the annotation of a GenBank genome assembly.